Symphalangus syndactylus (siamang) is the source of this 3393-nucleotide messenger RNA. It is a transcript of the gene ZNF189, whose product is annotated as zinc finger protein 189. Lineage: Eukaryota; Metazoa; Chordata; Mammalia; Primates; Hylobatidae. Gene Ontology annotation, biological process: regulation of transcription by RNA polymerase II. Gene Ontology annotation, molecular function: RNA polymerase II cis-regulatory region sequence-specific DNA binding; DNA-binding transcription activator activity, RNA polymerase II-specific. Gene Ontology annotation, cellular component: nucleus. The record is from RefSeq and is a predicted model, not a curated record.
AGUCCGGUAGCUGUUGCUGGCGGCGUGUGGACCGCGGCGCUCUUUCCGAGCAUGACGGGAGUUGUAGUUGUGGGGGCCCCGGGGAGAACCUGGGUGACGCCUUCUGGUCCGGGGGCGGGCGGUCAUAGCGUUACUUGGCUGAAAGGAGGAGGAACUGGCAGCGGGGAGGAGGCUCUAGCGAGGCCUGAAAGGCUUCGUAACCAGGCAGGAGUAGGGGUUGGGGUUCGGGGUUGGGGGACAGCCAGGGAUCGCGUCUGAUAUGCUGUUGGGGUCGUGACCGCCUGGGGGCCGAGGCAGGCACUGGCCAGACCCAGCCAGGGAUCGUCGUCUUCGUCGAGCCUAAUUUCCAGCAGCCGGGUAGGCCUCACCAGAGGCUCCUUUCCGUGAGGCCGCCCCCAAUUCCUGCCCCUAUUCCCUGCCUGGGAGAUGGCUUCCCCGAGCCCCCCGCCGGAGUCAAAGGAGGAGUGGGAUUAUCUGGACCCAGCUCAGAGAAGCCUGUAUAAAGAUGUCAUGAUGGAGAAUUAUGGAAACCUGGUCUCACUGGGUCUCACUCUAUUGCCUAGGCUGGUGUGCAGCAACGCAAACACGGCUUGCUGCAGCCUCAGCCUGUUGGGCUUAAGUGAUCAAUCCUCCCACCUCAGCUACCUGAGUAGCUGGGACUACAGAUGUUUUGAACAGAGAUAAGGAUGAGGAGCCAACUGUAAAACAAGAGAUUGAAGAAAUUGAGGAAGAAGUGGAACCACAGGGUGUAAUAGUUACAAGAAUCAAAAGUGAAAUUGACCAGGAUCCUAUGGGUAGAGAAACCUUUGAACUUGUUGGUAGGUUAGAUAAACAAAGAGGGAUCUUCCUAUGGGAAAUACCAAGGGAAUCUUUGACCCAGGAACAGAGAAUGUUCAGAGAAAACACUAACAUUAUCCGUAAAAGACCAAACUCAGAAGAGAAAUGCCAUAAAUGUGAAGAAUGUGGAAAGGGUUUUGUCCGCAAGGCCCAUUUCAUUCAACAUCAAAGGGUCCAUACUGGUGAGAAACCUUUUCAGUGCAAUGAAUGUGGGAAAAGUUUUAGUCGCAGUUCAUUUGUUAUUGAACAUCAGAGAAUUCACACUGGGGAAAGGCCCUAUGAGUGUAAUUACUGUGGAAAAACCUUUAGUGUGAGCUCAACCCUUAUUAGACAUCAGAGAAUCCACACUGGAGAAAGACCCUAUCAGUGUAAUCAGUGUAAACAGAGCUUCAGCCAGAGAAGGAGCCUUGUUAAACAUCAAAGGAUUCAUACAGGUGAGAAACCCCAUAAAUGUAGUGACUGUGGGAAAGCCUUCAGUUGGAAAUCACACCUUAUUGAGCAUCAAAGAACUCACACUGGUGAGAAACCUUAUCACUGUACCAAAUGUAAGAAGAGCUUUAGUCGAAAUUCAUUGCUUGUUGAGCAUCAAAGAAUUCACACUGGGGAAAGACCCCAUAAAUGUGGUGAAUGUGGGAAAGCCUUUCGAUUAAGCACAUACCUUAUACAACACCAAAAAAUUCACACUGGCGAGAAGCCUUUUCUUUGUAUUGAGUGUGGAAAAAGUUUCAGUCGGAGCUCAUUCCUUAUUGAACAUCAGAGGAUCCAUACUGGUGAAAGACCUUAUCAGUGCAAAGAGUGUGGGAAAAGUUUCAGUCAACUUUGCAACCUUACUCGUCAUCAGAGAAUUCACACAGGAGACAAGCCCCAUAAAUGUGAGGAAUGUGGAAAAGCCUUUAGUAGAAGCUCAGGUCUUAUUCAGCAUCAGAGAAUUCACACCAGGGAGAAGACUUAUCCAUACAAUGAAACUAAGGAAAGUUUUGAUCCAAAUUGCAGUCUUGUUAUACAGCAGGAAGUCUACCCUAAGGAGAAGUCUUAUAAAUGUGAUGAAUGCGGGAAAACUUUUAGUGUUAGUGCUCAUCUUGUACAACAUCAAAGAAUUCACACUGGUGAAAAGCCCUAUCUAUGUACUGUCUGUGGGAAAAGCUUCAGCCGGAGCUCAUUUCUUAUUGAACAUCAGAGGAUCCACACUGGUGAGAGACCCUAUUUGUGCAGACAGUGUGGAAAAAGCUUUAGUCAGCUUUGUAAUCUUAUUCGACAUCAGGGUGUUCAUACAGGUAAUAAACCCCAUAAAUGUGAUGAAUGUGGAAAGGCCUUUAGCCGGAACUCGGGUCUUAUUCAGCAUCAGAGAAUACACACAGGAGAGAAACCUUAUAAGUGUGAGAAGUGCGACAAAAGUUUCAGUCAACAGCGCAGUCUUGUCAACCAUCAGAAGAUCCAUGCAGAGGUGAAAACCCAAGAAACCCAUGAAUGUGACGCUUGUGGUGAAGCCUUUAAUUGCCGCAUUUCUCUUAUUCAGCAUCAGAAAUUGCACACAGCAUGGAUGCAAUAAAUGUAGAGCAAUACAUAAGCUCAAUUUGAUUUGAGACUAGUACCCAAGUGCAGUUUUAGUAUGGCUCGACAUGGGUCAGAUUUAGUGAUAAAGCAAAUUCUCCUUGGCCUCAGGCAAAUAGUUUCUAAAGAUUCUGUGAGUAGUGGACAACUGCCCAUGAGCAUCUGACUUCCCUUACUCUUUGAUGAUCAUAGAGAAAGACUUGGUAAUUUAUCUAAGUAUCUUUAAUAAAUCUUUCGGCAGAGAGAUUAAACCUAGGUUCAGAGCAUGGGUGCUCUGAGGGACAAAGUUGGAUUAGUAUAAGGGAGCUGGAGCAGCCAAUAGUGGAAAACUGAGAAUAAUGAUUCAAAGAGUCUUCUGUCACCAUGUCAUAUUGUGGUUCUUUCAGUUCCACGAUAUGUUUGGCUCUGCAUGCCAAAGUCCAGUGAUUAAGCAUAUAUAAGUUGUCAAGGAAACAAAGCCCAAAUGUUUUUAAAACAAGUAUACAGUUUUUGUCAUUGUUUAAGGAAGCCAGUUGUUUGGCAUGUGAGUUAAAGGCAGUUCCAAUGCCUGAUGGUUCCCAGAUCUAUGAAAUGAGUGGACCAUUAACCUUACAUGUAAAGAUUAUGUUAGUAAUCAAGAAACCUAACAAAGGUGUUACCAAGGAACCUUUGGGAGUGCCUUUUUUGUUUUUCAAGAUGGACCCAAAAAAGUGGAGGAAGAUAUUGUUCUUUUGUGCCCUCCUACCUGUGAGAGAUAUUUGUAGUCCUAUGUGAAUGAGCUUAUCCCUCCACAACCAGGUGCAUAUACAAGUGUACAUAUUUUGACUGCCAAGAAUUGGAAAUGAAAAGACCUGGAGUCUAUGCUAGGAAGCUGAGAUAUUUUGGUAUUGCAUUGGUUUUUAUGGUAACUAGGUUUUGCAUGCAAUUAAAAAUCCUUAUUUCUUGUUCUAGGGCUUCCCUUAGUUAAUGGUUAUUAUAAACCUAUUAAUUCAUCUGUUUUAACCAUUAAAACCUGUUUUGUUUUUC